Oryza brachyantha (malo sina) is the source of this 1812-nucleotide messenger RNA. RefSeq lists its product as uncharacterized. The coding region runs from base 1 to 1812 and encodes 603 amino acids. The transcript is spliced from 3 exons. NCBI's taxonomy places the organism in Eukaryota, Viridiplantae, Streptophyta, Magnoliopsida, Poales, Poaceae. The record is from RefSeq and is a predicted model, not a curated record.
AUGGAGGAAGUGAGGCAACUGUCACACGACGUCGAGAUCUUCCUCGACGAGCUCGUCAUCCAGGAGGACACUAGGCGCAGCCGACUCAUGCCCGACAUCUCGAGACUCAGAGGUCGUGCCAGGGAAGCGACUCAACUAUGGAAUGUGGAUCUUAAUAUCCCUGCUUGCAGGGCAAAUAAUGAUGCUCCGGCGCCGGAGAUCACUCACCAGUUCCACUCGCCGGCUCACACGAUGAAGCUUGAGACGACCGACGACGCCGGCCAGUGGCCUGACCAGUGCGGCGGCUGCAAGGAGCUCGCCGCCGGCCGCCGCAGGUACACGUGCAAGCACUGCGAGCUCACCCUCUACAUGUGCUGCGCCACCGCGCCGCGCGCCACGGAGCACCCUCUGUUCCCGGGCCGCGUCUUCCGUCUGCACGAACGGCCGCCGCCGCCGCCUCCGUGGUCCGCCGCCGACGACAGCCGCAGGCGGGCGUGCGACGCGUGCGGCGACCUCCUGCACGGCGACGGCCUCGCCUACCACUGCGCCGGCGCCGGGCGCGGCGGCCUGGACCUGGACCUCCACACGCGCUGCGCAAGGCUGCCGGCGGCUCGCCCCGGCGCCGACGUCGUCGUCGACGGCUACACCGUCGAGCUCCUCAGGGUGGCCUCCGGCCGGUGCGGCAUCUGCAUGUCCGGCGAGGGUGGGUACCGUGGCAGGUUCUGGUCCUACCGCUUCCGGCGAGACGGCGACGGCGUCGUCGUCGAGCUGCACCUCUCGUGUUUGAAAGAGCUAGGAUCACAAUCGCACGAGACACUGACUAUAUUGUAUGAGAUUCUAAUGAACGGGUCGCUGUGGUCCAUGCCAGCAAGGGAUCCCGGUGAAGGUACAUCGUCUGGAAAUUCUGGCAGUGAGAAAGACAAUGGUAAGCUGCCAGCAGUAGACGAGGAGUACACGUUUCAGUACCCGAGUGGAGUAAACGGCAGUACUACGCUGCCGGAGAAGAUCGCUGACCCCAGCCACCACCGGCAGCACAAGCUCCAGCUGGUGAACAUCACCGGCGGCCGGCCGUUCCAGUGUGACGCCUGCAAGGAGCCCGGCGACGGGCCAAGGUACCGCUGCCACGCUUGCAACGUCGACGUCCACAAGUUCUGCGCCGAGGCGCCGGCCACGCUGCAGCACGACCUCCUCGACGGCCGAACGUUCUGGCUCCUCGCCGUGCCGCCGCCGGGCCCGCCGGAGCCGCCGCACCCCGCCGUCGCGCGCGCCGGCGGCAGGCGCUGCGACACGUGCGGUGACCCCGUGCGAGGCCUCGUCUACCACUGCUCCGGCGCCAACCUCGACCUCCACCCGUGCUGCGCCGGCCUGCACAUGUGGCGUGGGGGAGCCGCCACCUGGCCGGCCGUCACCCUCGACAGGCUCCCCUUCAAGAUCGUGGCGCUACGGCGGUGCAGCCUUUGCGACAAGGAGGAGGUGGGCGGCCGCCGCAGCAGGCGCCAUUGCCAGCAGUGGUGCUACUACUACGACGCCGGCGAGGGCGUGUACCUGCACGUGGCCUGCGUUAAGCGCAUCGCCCGGAGGAGAUGGCAGGCAGGGAUGGAGUCGGGAUGUGGAGGGCGGAUCAUGCUGGCGAGCGAGGAGCUGAUGAAUGUGGGGGGUGCCCUCAACAGCAUCGCGUCGUCGUCGUCGGAGGCUCGCAAGGUCAUCGGCGCCGCCGUGCGCGUCAUCAUCGCGGUGAUAUUCGGCGACCAGACUGCCGUCGAGGGAGACGUCAGCUCUUCGGUAGCUCUGAAUCUCCAAUGGCUGACAUGUCUAUUCGGAAUUCAAACCUAA